AUGGAUAUCGACGACGACGGGUUAGGACUAACUGGCGGCGAAGUCUUUGUGCCAAGUUCGCAGAGAUACGAGCCCUGCUCCGAACCGCCACGUAAAAAACGACGAACAAGGCAGAUCCUAGCUGAUUCAGAUGAUGAGAUAUCGAGCUCGCAAGCUUCAGAAACCUCUGUAACUUUGCCGACGAGUACUUCGAAGGAAUUCAUUGCGAUCGACGACGAGCUAUUAGGUCAAGAACGUUCCAAGUACGAACAUGUGCUACACAAGCCAGCAUUUGUGGAGUCGCAAAAGAAUGAGUUUGUUACCCAGAUAGAUCAACCUUGGUCCAGCCCGACGCGAAUUCGUGGACCAAGAUGGCGGAAGAAGAGCCUGACACCUUCGCCCUCACCAGAAACUGGACCAGGUAGCCAUGAAGUGGAGAGAACCACUAUAGUUGCUAACCUAGGCGAUGAUGUUCUUGUUGCUGAUGACUUCGACGAUGAUGAGAUAGAGGCUCUCAUGGCGGAUCGGGAUCUCGGUACCUCUGCCAGCAUAUCUGUAGGUUCUGGUGCAAGCGUUCCCGCCUUACAACGGCAAUCAUCCAAGAACAUGAGGCAGACUACAUUAUUUGGCUUGCACACCACACAGCGGCAAGCUCAAUCUCGACCUUCAGCUACGCAAGCCCACAACUGGCGUCUAGCUGAACGUGACGAACCACCCACCCAUCACAAGAUUGACGAAGUGGCGAUGCGAAAGUGGAUAUUCCCUCUGAAUGUUGGCACAAUACGUGACUAUCAGUACAAUAUAGUGCACAAGGCAUUAUACAACAACAUCCUAGUAGCUUUGCCUACAGGACUUGGUAAAACGUUCAUCGCAGCUUCGGUCAUGAUGAAUUGGUACAAUUGGACAAAAAGUGCACAGAUAGUGUUCAUGGCGCCUACAAAACCACUUGUUGCUCAGCAGAUAGAGGCUUGCUUCCAUAUUGCUGGUAUACCUCGGUCACAGACCACACUUAUGACCGGCGAAAUACCACCUGACGUUCGUCGCGAGGAAUGGCAAACUAAACGUGUCUUCUUCAUGACACCUCAAACCAUGAUAAAUGACCUAAAAACUGGUAUAGCAGAUCCAAAGAGAAUAGUCCUUGUGGUUGUGGAUGAGGCUCAUAAAGCUCAGGGCAAUUACGCCUAUGUUGAGAUUGUCCGAUUCUUGCACCGCUUCAAUCUUAGCUUUCGUGUCCUUGCACUGACUGCCACGCCUGGAUCUACUGUUGAGACUGUACAAAAAGUUGUUGACGGUCUUGAUAUCGCUAGAGUUGAGAUCAGGACUGAGGACUCAAUCGACAUCCAGGCGUUCGUUCAUCAGAGGAAUAUUGAAUUGGAGCUCUUCGACUAUUCCGAUGAGAUUCAAAUGUGCUUAGAUCUCUUCUCGAAGGCUGUGAAACCUGUGCUGGAUAAAUUGUGUUCUCAAAAUGCAUCAUGGAUGAAAGACCCGACAAGAAUCACCCUGUACGGGUUGAUGCAGGCCAAAAAACAAUGGUUUGCAUCUGAUGCCGGAAGAAAAGCAAGUCAAGGAGUCAAAGGCAUGGUUCUGGCAUGCUUUCAACCUUUAUUACCUCUUGCUCACAACUUGGAACUGCUCAAGUUUCAUGGCGUGGGUCCUUUCUAUCGCAAGAUGAAGGUGUUUCAAGACGAGUCGGGUAAAGGACAAGGUGCUGGCCGUGCUGGUGGGCGGCCACCAUCCGAAACCCGAAUCAUGGUCUUCGCCCACUACCGUGAAAGUGCGGAGGAGAUAUGUAGAGUGUUGAACAGACACGAACCUAUGAUUCGAGCGCAUGUCUUCGUGGGUCAGUCGAAUACCAAAGGAUCAGACGGUAUGGACCAAAAGAAGCAAACUGAGAUAAUCAAGAAGUUUAAAGCAGGAACCUACAACACCAUUGUUGCAACGUCGAUCGGUGAAGAAGGUCUUGAUAUCGGAGAGGUCGAUCUGAUUGUGUGCUACGAUUGUUCCAAAUCCCCAAUUCGCAUGCUUCAACGCAUGGGUCGAACAGGUCGAAAAAGAGCUGGUAAUAUUGUGAUGUUAUUGAUGAGAGACAAGGAAGAGGGGGAUUACUACAAGGCCAAGGACAACUAUCAGAAGAUGCAAGAGAUGAUAGAAAGUGGCAAAGAAUUUACGUUCCAUACUGACCGUUCUCCGAGGAUAGUGCCCAAAGGUAUUAACCCAUCGGUCUCGAAAGAGCAUGUGGACAUUCCUAUAGAGAAUACACAACCUGGCUCUGUUGAGUCUGUUGAGCCCAAAAGGUCGAGAGGAAAGAACAAAAAGAAACCACCGAAGAAGUUCCAUAUGCCCGACAACGUUGAAACAGGUUUCACCUUCCUCGGCACGAAGAAGAAGAAGUCGAGACUAGAGGAGGAAAAAGAAAGACUACAAGCGUCGAAGCACAAGAAGAAACGGGACCCUUCAGACGAGGACAUUGCGGUCAUGCCCGCCGACUCAGAGAUACUGCUAACGCCUGCACAAGAAGCUGAUUUAGAGGCGAGAUAUGCUACAAUACCUGGUACAGAGGAACAAUUCAUUCAAGCGAUCGACGUCAGGAACCAGCCGGAAAAACUGAGAAGACUCGACAAGACCACACUGGUCGGUCAUUCCAAAGCCACCAGAGAUGUUGUCCAGGCAUUCGGUCUGGCCAGAAAUUCGACGCAGUAUAAACAGAGACCAAUCCAGCCAGCCGAGGAAGAUUUGAGGUUGUUGUAUCGCCAAUCAGUCGCUGAGCUCCAGCAAAUCGAAGCGCCAUUCUAUGUAUCUCAGACAAACACUGUGGCCGCUGCUUCUCAAGCUGAUGCUUUGCCUGAGCUCAACAAUCUAUUUGGAUCUCCUGCCAAGACGUCGAAGGAGAAGCCGAACCAAGCUAAGAAACGUGCAAGCAAAAGAGUCAUCAGUGACGAUGACGAUGAUGGCUGA
Lithohypha guttulata is the source of this 2934-nucleotide messenger RNA. RefSeq names its product 3'-5' DNA helicase (gene MPH1). The record is from RefSeq and is a predicted model, not a curated record. Gene Ontology annotation, biological process: interstrand cross-link repair; double-strand break repair via synthesis-dependent strand annealing. Gene Ontology annotation, molecular function: four-way junction DNA binding; 3'-5' DNA helicase activity; ATP binding. Lineage: Eukaryota; Fungi; Ascomycota; Eurotiomycetes; Chaetothyriales; Trichomeriaceae. Bases 1 to 2934 code for a protein of 977 amino acids. The transcript has 2 exons.